GUGCUGGACAUUAGUUGGAGCAAUGAUGGACUUCAGGUGAUGGCUUGCAGUUGGGAUGGAACAGUUGCCUGCAUGGAACUCCUCCAGAACGAAAUUGGGAAACCUCUUUCCAUAGAUGAAUGUAGCCAAGUCUUAGAAAAGAGAUAUGGUCGGCGGAUGAACGGUGGGAAGGCAGCAGUGAACAUAAUUGAGCAUCCGGGACUGUUAGAAGCAAAAGACAAGGAGGAUGAAGCAAGACAAAAGGAGAAAGAGGCAAAAAGGUGGCAUCCAGAUCCAGACAAGAACUCUUCUUCGUCCACUGCAACCAUCAUCAGAGGACCUACUGAUAGACAGAUUGAGACUGUCACUGCUGAUGGGAAAAGGCGCAUCACACCUAUAUUCAUCCCUCUCACAAUUGAAAAUAGUGAGAAAAUGCAGACUUUUGGGAAGGCUGGCUUGCAGAGUUCAUCUGAUGCUCAGAAGAGUAAGAUAGUAAUAGAGAAGAGGGGUGAGAAUUCGAUGGAUUCCCCAUCCAAAACGAGUGGAGGAGUUGAGGAUGGUGAGAGAGGAGUGAUAUCAAUCAAGGCUCCAGUUGCUCCAUCUCCCCCUCCCCUAUCAUCUGAAGUUGUGUCCAUCACCAAGGCCCCAACCAAGAGAGGGCGUCCACCUGCAGCUGAGAAAGAGCGAGAGAGCGAGCGGCCACCAAAAUCCCCUCCUGCACCCGAGGUUGCUUGCCCACGUCCUGCUUCACCCUCUACAGCACCUCAAUCCAGCCUUCCUACUAUUGCUGCCACCUCCAUCCAAAAACUAUCACUCACUCGCUCCAGUCUCACAUCUAUCGAUGUCUUGCCUUUGCCAAAGGCUCAGAAGACUUUGGUCACAUCUGUGCCUAAGGAAUGGAGGGCAGAAGUGGAGAAUUGGGUGUAUUCAUCAGGUGAUAGAUCACUUCACAAACUGCGAGGUGUCCGGUUCGGUGAUUUGUCUCCAUCACCAUCUACAUCCUGGGAAGUCCUCUUUGACUCCCCCAUCCUCCUCCUCUCUGCUACAGCUGAAAUGUGUGCAGUGUCAUGUGAGAAUGGGUCAUUGCAUGUCUUUUCCUCCCAUGGAUCUCGACUGUGCCCUCCACUGGCCAUUUUGGGACCUGCAUCAAAGAUGACCUCAUCAGGAUGGCUACUUCUUGUCAUCACAACGCCAGGUGUUGUUCAUAUGUGGGAUUUUGACACCUGCACACCAGUCAUCCAUUCAGAGGCUAUUACCCACCUCAUCAGAGGCAGAGGCAUCUGUGUUCAUGCCAUAUCUAUUGAUCAACAACACUCACCAGUGGUAUCCCUGUCAAAUGGAAGGGCUUAUGCCUAUGAUCUCCACCUGAAAACCUGGUGA
Molecule: messenger RNA, 1359 nt
Organism: Darwinula stevensoni
Lineage: Eukaryota; Metazoa; Arthropoda; Ostracoda; Podocopida; Darwinulidae
Source: the annotation of a GenBank genome assembly